Molecule: messenger RNA, 2067 nt
Organism: Oryzias latipes (Japanese medaka)
Lineage: Eukaryota; Metazoa; Chordata; Actinopteri; Beloniformes; Adrianichthyidae
Gene: mettl16
Product: methyltransferase 16, N6-methyladenosine
Biological process (GO): rRNA base methylation
Cellular component (GO): nucleus
Molecular function (GO): 23S rRNA (adenine(1618)-N(6))-methyltransferase activity
Source: RefSeq, a predicted model, not a curated record
GUUCUGUUUGUUUGUUUAUCUAAGGUGGAAAAAAAAACUUCUGUUCCAGCUAUGAAACGCAGCCGCAACAUUUUCAACAUUUAUCUAGAUAAUAUUUUAGUCUCAAUUGGCUUAAAUGUCAUGGCUCUAAACAAAUCUAUGCAUCCUCGGAACCGGUACAAGGACAAACCUCCAGACUUCGCUUAUCUGGCCUCAAAGUAUCCGGACUUCCAGCAGCACGUGCACACCAGCCUUGCAGGGAGACCCGUGGUGAAUUUUAAGGAGCCAGAGGCAGUGCGAGCUCUGACCUGCACUCUGCUGAAAGAGGAUUUUGGUUUGACCAUUGAGAUCCCCCUGGAGCGCCUCAUACCCACCGUCCCUCUGCGCCUCAACUACAUCCACUGGGUGGAGGACCUCAUUGAUGGACAGAAGAAACCACGCAGAGGCAUCGAUAUCGGAACCGGGGCCUCUUGCAUUUACCCCUUGUUGGGAGCUACCAUGAAUGGCUGGUUCUUCCUGGCCACAGAGGUGGAUGACAUCUGCUUCGACUAUGCGACCAAGAACGUGGAGCAGAACAACCUGUCAGACCUGGUUAAGGUGGUGAAAGUCCCGCAGAAGACUUUACUGAUGGACGCCUUGAAAGAAGAGACCGAAAUAGUUUAUGACUUCUGCAUGUGCAAUCCUCCGUUCUUUGCCAACCAGCUAGAAGCGAAGGGGGUGAACUCCAGGAACUCACGGCGACCUCCUCCCAGCUCUGUGAACACGGGCGGGGUGACUGAGAUCAUGGCAGAGGGAGGCGAACUGGAAUUUGUCAAGAGAAUCAUUCAUGACAGUCUGCAGCUGAAGAAACGCCUACGGUGGUACAGUUGCAUGUUGGGGAAGAAAUGCAGCCUGGCACCUUUGAAAGAGGAGCUGAGGAAGCAAGGGGUGCCUAAAGUGACCCACACAGAGUUCUGCCAGGGUCGGACCAUGCGGUGGGCUCUGGCCUGGAGUUUCUAUGACGAUGUGAUUGUUCCUUCUCCUCCCAGUAAAAAACGUAAGCUGGAAAAGGCGCAGAAGCCGCUGUCGUUCUCCAUACCAGAGUCAGGAGUGAAGGAGCUCCAGGCCAAGGCCCUGGCUGCAGGCUGCACUGACUGCAGCCCUGUGAACUGCAUCACUGUCCUCCUGGAGAAAACCCUCACUGAGCUACGGGUGAGAAGAACUGCAGCCACGACCGUGUUCUGUUCUUUAGACUUGGGUGGAACUGCCAAAAUACUGAAGAGAUUUCAUUUUGAGGUGGUGCACAAACGUGUCCCAUGCAGGAAGCCACUAGAGAGCCUCUUUUUGACCGCAGUUGAGAACACCUGGAUCCACGGAAGACAGAAGAGACGUGAGCAGAAGCGUCAGCUGCGGGAGCUUCCCAGGGCGCCUCAGUGCUCUGGCACCAGCUCUCAAACCAGUGGGGUCUCGGCUUCUCCCCAUGCACCCAGCCCCUCCCAGAAUGAGCUUACAUCCAGGCAGGAAGAUGACCAAGCGGGAAAAACUUUGACAAUUAAAGAAGAAAUCGAAAGCAAACCUGGGGAAGAAGAUGAGGUGACAAAUGUGGGAAUCGUCCCAGGGGAGGCUGAAGACAUGGAGACUUCCAGCUGUGCAGAAACAGAGAAGUGUGUUAAAGAAAGUGCCGCUGCUGCGAAUGAACCUCCCCCCAAGCGCCCCCACAGCCCGGGAACAGUCCAACACUUUCUGUUCCAGUGUCUGCUGAAGGUGAUGCUGGAGGAAAGUGAGGUUGUGGUGGAGAUGCACUGGGUGGGGGGUCAGAACAAAGACCUGAUGAACCAGCUGCGCACUUACCUGAUGAACAGUCUUUUAAAAACUGUUGCAAAGUCUUGAUGAUCAAAGUUGGUCUUUUAUGUCAAAUGGAAGCAUUUCAGAUGAUUGGGUUUUUUGAUACAUUUGAACAAACAAAAACACUUGUCUGAUGACCAAGUUUUUACCUUUUCAUUUACCGUAAGUGUUUCUGUGUGUUCUAAAGAUUCUCAUAUUUAGAUGAUAUGUUCAUAUUUGUACGCUGUGCCGAUGACCCAGAGUAUUAAAAGGCUUUUCCUGUUA